GGAGCAGGGCUUUCCAGACUGCAGCCUGGCACUACCCCUCACCUGUGAGCCUGGCACUGCCAGCUGCCUCCACUCCUCUGCAACCAGUGCCUGGUGGACCCUACAUGGCCUGGGGUUGUCUGCAGCCCGAGACACCUAGAAGAGAGGCUCUCCGGGGGGCUGGGAGGCUGGAUGCUACAGCGGCCGUUCCUAAUUAUCUCCUAUCCCCAGUGGUUUGUGAAUAAUCACCGCUGAGAAGCAUUGAAGGGGUCGUCGCCGAGGAGGAUGAAAAAUAUGAUUUGCGCCAUUUUUCACGUCUAAGGACAUAACCUGGUCACUGUGCUGUGUUGGACGGCGAGGAGACAUCUCAGAUAACAAGAGCAAGUCAUGCAGUCUUUUCGGGAAAGGUGUGGUUUCCACGGCAACCAGCAGAACUACCAACCAUCUUCACAGGAUUCCUCACGCCUGGAGAAUUAUAGGCAUCAAAGUCACCCGGGGCUCAACUGUGUGCGUCAGAGACAGAUGACCAAAGGGUACUAUGCCCAGACGUCCUAUCAAGGUUACGAGAACAAUACUGGGGAGAAAUACCCCCGUGGUGACAAGCACAUGAAUGUCCAACAGCUUCAAGGCAGGGUCUCUUUUGCUACUUUCCCUGAGGGCAAUGUGUAUCCUGGACAGUAUUCUGGAGAAGAUGGGAUGCAAAAUUGGGGGCAAUCUCAGGCUUUGAGUGGGGCAAAAUAUGAGGAAAACGUAAUAAAGAAGACCCCUGGAGAAAACAGGGGGUAUCAAGAUCCAACUGGACAAAUACAAUUCCGUUCCCACUCUCUACACCUCCCCCAGCAACCAAACCUUCCUUACACUAAGCUUCCACAGCAGAAGGUCCAGAAUGAUGUCCCAUCUUCCCCGCUGCCUUUUUCCCAGUCAUCCCACUUCAGCCAAAAUUUUCCAACUUCCACAUACUCUUCCGUGCCAGGGAACAGCCCAGUAUCUCAUUCCUUCAAAAGUUGCACAUCCCCUUCCAACCCUCCACAUGAACAUGCUAUGGCUACUGCCGGCCAACGGGUGCAAUCCCUGCAUGGCUACCAGUCAUCAAGAAUGGCUUCCUUUGAGCAAACGCAGCGCCAACAUGCACAGGAAACUUUGCACUACCAGAACAUGACUAAGUACCAUGGGCAACAUUACAGCCAACAAGGCCAAGCAUAUUGUCAACCUGAGACUCCCAGUAGAACUCCAGAGCAGUAUUAUCAAACCUUCAGUCCAAGUGCCAGCCAUUCUCCAGCCCGCUCUGUGGGCAGAUCCCCAUCUUAUAGUUCCACUCCCUCUCCACUAAUGCCAAACAUUGAGAACUUUCAAUACAACCAGCAACAACAUAACGCUAAUACAUUCCCUAUGGGUAUUUCUGAUCACAGCCACUACAUGCCUCUCCUCAAUCCUUCACCUACGGGCACCUCCAGUCCAGAGUCUCAAACAAAAGGUUUGCAGAAUGACAAAAUUCCAGAGACCUUGCUAUCUGACCUCAGUUUGCAAAGCCUUACAGCUCUCACUUCACAAGUAGAGAACAUCUCAACAACUGUUCAGCAACUUCUUAUGACCAAGUCUGGAAUUCCACAGAAGAAAGCGAUUAAGACUUCUCCAAGGACCCCUGAGCAAAUGAAAGGACAUCAUUGCAGUUCAGAGAGUAGUGCUUACUCAUCUGAACCAAUGGGGACACCUCUUUCAGAAACCCUUGGUACUCCACAAUCUGUCCAUGCCGAGGUCCAAGAUACAGACUACCUUAGCGGUUCUGAUGACCAGCUAGAGAGGAAUUACUUGUAUUGUGGUCCAGGACGAAGCACAGCCAGGGCCAACAGUACCAAAAUGAAGCCAGAAUCCAUCUCCACAUGUUCUGUGACAUCGCCUGACAACAUGUCUACAAAGUCUGAUGAUUCAUUUCAGAGCAUCAACGCCAAUCUCCCAUUGGAGACUUUUGCAAAACUGGUGAGCAGCGAAAGAGAGUGUCCACACUUACUGGUUAAUGCUUUGUCCCAAGAGGAGUUGUCUACAGAAAUCAUUGCUCUACAAGAUGCCAUUGAUAAUGAGAAAGCAGAAAAAGCUUGGGUCGAUUCUCCGGAAUUGGAUAAUAAUUCACCAAAAUCCCCAUUCAACUUAGAAAAUCAUACUUGCGUGGAAUCAGUGGUCAAAAACACGUGGUCAGAUCAGGAGAAUGUACAGAUAUUUUCAGAAGCUUUGAAGAAAGGUGCACCAGAAAAAACUCAUGAUAACUUUAAUGAAGACUAUUACGAAAAAAAAGAAUUUCAAUCACCUACUGAAAAGGUUGUCGAAGAAAACACAGAAAAUUCUAAAGGUUUGGGCACAGAGAAGAAUGUGGAACCAGUGACAUCUAGCGCUAGCUAUACCAGUUACUCAAAUACACUGGCAAAUUGCGCAAGAAAUUCUGAUCCCUUUGACUGGCCAGAUAAAAACAUGACCGAGUCUUGCCUUCGGUGGAAAGAAAUUGAGCUAACUCUUCAUUCUACUGAUCUCCAAAAAGGUUUGUUUCAAAGCAAGGAAAGUAAAGUUGAUAGUCAGCCUGAUGUUCCUGAUAUGGAGACACCCCUGGAAAACGACUCUGGGGAGGAGUUCAAUAAAGAGGGGGCUGAAGAGAUGGCGUACCAAGAAGACAGCAAAGAAGACAAUGUUAAGUGGUUGGAAGACACUAGGGACUGCUACACUGAAGAGGAUUUCCAAGACAUACCCGAUCUUCCCUCCCAGAAAGAAUCAAAUCUAGAACCAGAAGACUAUUCCUCAUUCUGUGACUUCUCUGAAAGAAAAUCUUUCAUUUAUGAUGAAUCUAUUACAAAACCGGCCAGAGGUUCUGAAGCAUUAUCUUCCAUUGAUACACCAGAGUCCUUAGAAAAUCCAAGCACCGAAGAAAAGGAGAAUUUGGUGGCAUCAUCACAUUUGUCAUGUAAUUCUAUCAUGUUGCUCGGUCCUGCCGUUGAAACAGAGUCGAAAGUGAAAAGCUGGUUUGAAUCCACAAUACCGCACAUUGACGACACAAAAGAAAAAGUUGAAGAAGACAUCGAAGACAGUGUGCUAGAAUCAGGAGCCAUUCAAGAAGCAGAAGAAAAAAAACCUGAAACAAUAAAUAAUCAGCCAACUCCAAAAACUGAAGAAGUCACUGAAAAGAAAUCUCUGAGAGGUCGAAGGAGUCAAUGCAAAAUUGCUGAAAGUUCUGUGCUCCUGUCUAGUGCUCCUGUCCAGACUCUGACAGAUCUAAAUAGUAAAUCUGUGACCAAAAUCACUCCAGCAAGGAUGUGCACCCGUUCCACUACCGCCAAGGUAGAACCUCAAGGAUGUGGAACUAGUAUAAAGACACCUCUUCAAGAGAAGAUGACUAAGAAAGGAGCAUUUGGUGAAAAGGAGAGGGCCCCAUAUAAAACUGGUAGGAGAGGUGGGAAAAAUGCCCUGAAAAUAGCACCAGCACCUAAUGACGAAAAUGUGUUCCUUCUGCAAAAUAACUCGCCAACAGUUCUUGACAGCACUCAGAAAUCAAAUAAAAAUGGCUUCAGUAUUCUGAGGGAUGAGCGAUCUAUGAUUCUAAGGUCAAGAAGCAAGAAGCAGGAGCUCUUCCCAGCAAAGAGAAGAAGAGGAAAGAAGGGAAUGAACUUUGUCCUGAAGAAGCGUUCAUACUUAAAGAAAAUAAUCGCCAACAAUUGCUCUGCUGGGGAUACAUUUCAGAUGAUACCAAAAAUCAGGAAAAGGAUGAAGCUCUCAGACACAGCAGUGGGAAUAAAUGUAAAAAAUUCAGAACGGCCUUUGCAUUCUCUGAAGAGGAAGUCAAGCUUAAUUUCUCCGAUUCCGGCCAAAAAGCGAAACCUGAUCAUACGUGGCAAAAAGACUAAAGAGCCAAAGUCAGAGGCCCCUCCCAAAUUAUUCAAAAAAAUGAAGCCAGUCAAAAAAGAGAAGGUCAAGUUAGCAAUAACUUCGAAGAAGAACUGUAAGGUUAUCCUAAGUCCCCCUUCUGUCCGAAUAACCCAAGAUGUUUGCCUGAAGGUGACCUCACGCGCAUCAUAUCAUGGGCCAAUGAAGACAAAGGUCUUGCCUCCGAGAAAGGGCAGAGGUUUGAAAAUGGAAGCCAUAGUUCAAAAAAUUACAUCGCCAAACCAAAAGAAACAAGGUGCUGCCAUGGCAGGAACAACACAUGUUUUAGCUAUUAACAGCAGUAGUGUUGCCCAAGGAAGGGAAAAUAAAGAUGGCACCUUACUAGGGGCAGAUGCCAACACCAAGGUAAUGGUUCAUGAUCUGAGCCGUACUGAAUCUUCGAAGCUGAAGAAUGAACAACAUAAUGGGAAUUGUCAUGGGUCAAGCAACAAGACUCCUCUCAAAGGAAAACCCUUCUACAAGAAGAAAGGAGCUCCAAAGCUACAUGGAGAGGCUGGCUUACGGAAUAGGGCCAAGAGACAAGCCAACUGUCUAGGUUCGAAAAAGCCUAGUUCUAUCCCCAAAAAGAAGUUUAGAAGAGGUAGAUCCAAAAGUUCUCCGAGCACUUCUAAAGUGACAGUAAAGAAGUUGCUUGGUUCCUCUCCAUCUGUGCCUCUUACGUCUAAAAAUAAAGCUCUAUCGGACAAUGUUCUCUUGACCAAUAAGUCUCGCUCAAGUGAGUGCAAACAGGUGAGGGCCAAAGAGAUCUCCAUUCUCCCUGAGACAUCUGGGGACGUCUUGUCCCAAACCAGAACUAGGAAAAAAUCUAAGAAUCCAGUCUUCAAUGGCUACACCAAGAGGCAACGUAAGUGUUCUCCUCGAAGCAGGUCCACCAGCCAAGCUCCUGGAACCAAGCGAAGGUCAAAGAGGCAAAACAUUCCUCUUGUUACACCCAAAGAGCCGGAAAUUAAAUUGAAGUAUGUGUCCUCUAAACCGGCCCGGGCUGAAAGCAGAGUCCAACUCUUCUCCCCAUAUAUUCAGGUGGAGAAAAAAAAUGCUUUCACUACUACUUGUACCAUCGUCAAUUCUGCUGGCGACGAAAUGAGAUUAUUGAAGGAGAGAAGUACAGUCCACUCUUCGUCUCCGGUCACAUUUUCUAGCCAAGGUUCGAUACCUCUUUCUUCUAGGAUGCAGUUGGGACCUCUCAUCUGCAAGUCGGUGAGCUCCGGUUGUCUUCUCUGUUGCCUGUGCCGUUGCCCUGCCAACUAUAAAGACUUGGGUGAUCUUUGCGGCCCAUAUUACCCCAUGGACUGUUUACCUAACAAGAAACCCCGGCCGAAAGAUAAAGUCAAACCAGAGGACACGUCGACAGAGAAGCCCUCCAAGACGGUAGAACCUCUUUGCACAGCAGUGAGCGGGAGGACGUCUUGCACGGACAGUGGAGCCACUGAGCCAGUCAAACACAGUAGUCUCCGUUCUAGCACCCGUGCAUUGCUCAGGAAGCUGCCCAGCUGUUACUGCUGUAAUAAAAAGGCAGAGGGGACAGACGCUGAAAAGCCCAAGAGGCACCAUUGCACCAAAAGCUCUGAGUCUCAUUCACUGGAAGUAGAGACAAAGGAGCACUGGGUCCAUGAAGCUUGUGCGGUGUGGACCAGCGGAGUUUACCUAGUGGCUGGAAAACUUUAUGGUGUCCAUGAAGCUAUACAGAUGGCAGCUUCAGGACUCUGUCCCAGGUGUCAAAAGCCAGGAGCGACUGUGGGCUGCAGUCACAAGGGAUGCACACAGACCUACCACUACACGUGCGCAACGGAGGCAGGUUGCUUGUUAAAUGAAGAGAACUUCUCAUUAAGAUGUCCUAAACAUAAGAGGCACCUGGUGUAAUCGUCUUUGAAAUAAACAUUACCAUCAUCACACCCGGGAUCUUUCAUUCGCUCCUCAGCACUGUCACACCGCCAAGCAGGGGAGUAUAAUCUGCCAGCCUCCAUUGUAACUACAGUCGGUUCAGGCCCUACCAUGUCCACGUGUAGACAGUGCAGGAAUAAGAGGUGUCUUAAAGGAGGUGUCUCGUCACGCAGCUGAUGACUUAAGAAAGGCAAGAAAACUACGGCGACAUCAGGCGUACACCAGGAUGGCGGUUGUGUCAUGGUGUAAUAAAGCCGAAGCAGGAUUUGCACUGAUACGGCUGACGGCGGUUUCCAGGUUGUGCCCGUCGCGGGCAAACCAGUAACCAGAAUUUAUUCGACGUCAAACCUGUGCUCCUAACACAUAUCAAAGGAGAGAGCGGAAGUUGUAGUGUUCCAAUACCCGGCUCCAGGUGUGACGCAGACAUUGGAGGAGGGCACGGCUUUUGUCAAGAAAGCUGACAAGAUGACCGCCAUCUGCGCCUCGAACUGUGCGUUUUAUGGAGGUUCCUGCAAGAAAGAGACCGAUAACCACCAACCAAAAGGGAUUUUUUUGAAUGUUUGUUCCCAGCUGUUGUAUGUUAUGUGUAUUAAGACGACAUCACUCAUCUGAUCUGACAACCUCCCCACCAUGGUCCUUGUCCUCGUGUCUUAUUUUGUGCUGUCAUCGGCCAUUUUGACUGCCCCCCACCCCCUCCCCCUCCCCGCUUCAUCAUCCUAUCACUUCUUGCUGUCAAAGAUUCUGGAGUGGAGCACAUUAUUGGCGACACACGGCUGCAAAAGAAAAAAACUGCGGGGCCACGGGGGCCACAUUCCAAGAAGUCAGCUGACCACUAAACCACCACAUUUCGCUGCCCUCACGAUCCUUCCCCCCGCUGUAAAUACAAAGUGUUUGACUGUCAGAGUACGGACAAUGCCUCAUUUUAUGGUGUGUGUAUAUAUAUAUGUGUAUACAUAUGCAUAUAUAUAAUAUAUGAAGACUGUAAAUGUUUAACCCCGCAGCUGCCGGAAAGGCCUGCAAACGUUGCGCCUCGGCCGGCCCCGCCGGCAGCUUAGGGGUUAAAGCUAGUGUUCUUUUUAGUAAAUUUGCUUCACACUGAAGACUGUGUGUACCGAGCUUUCUAAAAGAUGUUUAUUUUCUUUAAGAGUAAAAGAGGCUAUUGGGAAUGUCAAUAAAAUCUACAAUGAACCGUU
Molecule: messenger RNA, 6977 nt
Organism: Bufo bufo (common toad)
Lineage: Eukaryota; Metazoa; Chordata; Amphibia; Anura; Bufonidae
Gene: RAI1
Product: retinoic acid induced 1
Exons: 6
Coding region: 367-5763 (1798 amino acids)
Biological process (GO): regulation of transcription by RNA polymerase II; circadian regulation of gene expression
Cellular component (GO): nucleus
Source: RefSeq, a predicted model, not a curated record